This is a messenger RNA of Aspergillus ruber CBS 135680, 363 nucleotides long. RefSeq lists its product as uncharacterized. The record is from RefSeq and is a predicted model, not a curated record. The transcript is spliced from 2 exons. Bases 1 to 363 code for a protein of 120 amino acids. NCBI's taxonomy places the organism in Eukaryota, Fungi, Ascomycota, Eurotiomycetes, Eurotiales, Aspergillaceae. Gene Ontology annotation, molecular function: oxidoreductase activity.
AUGGCCUACAGAGACAUAGAAAGGGAUGAAAAGUAUACCGCCGAUCAACUCGAUGCCCAAGCCGCAAGAGGGGAACCGCCGACUGCGGUGAACGGUCCCAUUAACGGAACCAACACAUACAACGGCAAUUUUGGAUCUCGCUUUCAAACCGUCUUCGAGGCCAAAACUGGGUACCAUCUUCGCCUGGUCAACGCGGCCGCUGACAACCGCUUCCGCUUCAUGAUCGAUAACCACACCAUAGAAGUCAUCUCCAAUGACUUUGUAUCUAUCGUUCCGUACAACACAGCGGACCUACGCAUCGGUAUGGGCCAGCGCUAUGGUGUUAUCGUUGCCGCAAAGGGUCUGACUAGCGGCAACUUCUGA